AUGAGGAGCCUCCGCUCUUUGCUGUACUUCCUCCUGCUGCCACUGAGUGCCUGCUUUCCCCUGCUGGACAGAACAGGACCCACAGAUGUCGGUGACAUCGGAACCAGGAUGAGCUGGGCCCACCUGGCUGAGGGACACAGACCCCACUCAGUGCAAGAUCCUUCCCAGUGGCCGAGAGUACCGCAGCCACAGGGCCUGCUUGUGGUGGCCAAGGAGCUGCGGGCCUCACGCAGGGAGCACACCGGCUUCCGCCUAGGGAGGCAAGAUGGCGGCAGCGAGGCUACUGGGUUCCUGCCUACUGACUCUGAGAAGGCCAGCGGCCCCCUGGGGACUCUGGCAGAGGAGCUUAGCAGCUACAGUAGGAGGAAAGGGGGCUUCAGCUUCCGCUUUGGCCGGUGAGAGCC
Molecule: messenger RNA, 404 nt
Organism: Acomys russatus (golden spiny mouse)
Lineage: Eukaryota; Metazoa; Chordata; Mammalia; Rodentia; Muridae
Gene: Qrfp
Product: pyroglutamylated RFamide peptide
Exons: 1
Coding region: 1-399 (132 amino acids)
Molecular function (GO): orexigenic neuropeptide QRFP receptor binding
Source: RefSeq, a predicted model, not a curated record